AUGUCUACCAAUGUUGUGUCAGGCUCGAUCGAGCAUAUUAAAUCAACAAGCUGCACCGGCCGCGCUCUAGACCUAAACUUCUUUCCCUCCCACCUGCCUGCACUCUUUGAAACGUACUCAGAAAGGCUGGAGAUUCGGGCCUACACGUGGACAGACGAUGACUUGGUUCUCUUCCAUCAAUGCAAUCCACGGCUUCGGAUAGAGAGGCUCGCAAACGGAAGGGUGUCGGUGAAGCCAGCUGAUGGCGCCAACGUAGAGGCUCUUCAAGAGGAGAUUCUACGGCAGCUUAGGAGCUGGAAUGAAGAAAGAAGUCCGGAGAGGGGACGAUGUUUCACUCCUCCGGGGGGGUUCUUCCUGCCUGUGGUCAAGUCCCAGCGGUCCCCCCAGGUGGCGUUCACGGGGAGAAACCGGUGGCACCUGCAGAUGGUGGGGAAACCGAUCGGGGGGUUGCUCGUGCGCGCGUGUCCGCAGUUGUGUGUAGAAGUGGCCACCAGUAAAGAGACACUUGAGGAGGCGAGGGCAAAAGCAAAGGAGUAUCUAAUUGCUGGCUGCGAAUUGGUGUGGAUCUUCUACGCCGAGAAGAAUGUGGUCUUUGUUUACCGACGGGAAUUUGAUGAGGAUUUCGUUGUGAAUCCCACUGAGCUGCGUGGGGAUCCAUUCCUCCCCAACUUUGUACUUAGAGUAGACGAGUUGCGAGCUAAAGGUGUUUGGUUUUAAACCUACUAGAUUGACGGCACCAGCUCAUUUUAGAUGUUAAAAGCUUGUACAUAUUAGACUGACACCAGUAGCCUGCCAAUUAGAUGUACAUGAGAUCAGUAAAGCACACCAAAGUUAGGCAGUGGAAGGGCAUCUUGACAGUAUUCAUUGCAGGUCAAGCUAAGGCUCCCAACAGAAAUUUCCGAGGCUGCUGGUGUAAGUUCCGUUAGCACUUGUAGACAUGUUUUAUACUUGUCGAGCAUUGACGAGCUUGAUUGGAUGCUGUCCGCG
This is a messenger RNA of Klebsormidium nitens, 987 nucleotides long. The record is from the annotation of a GenBank genome assembly. NCBI's taxonomy places the organism in Eukaryota, Viridiplantae, Streptophyta, Klebsormidiophyceae, Klebsormidiales, Klebsormidiaceae.